Hemicordylus capensis (graceful crag lizard) is the source of this 2224-nucleotide messenger RNA. RefSeq names its product mast cell carboxypeptidase A-like. Gene Ontology annotation, biological process: proteolysis. The coding region runs from base 576 to 1910 and encodes 444 amino acids. The record is from RefSeq and is a predicted model, not a curated record. Gene Ontology annotation, molecular function: zinc ion binding; metallocarboxypeptidase activity. Lineage: Eukaryota; Metazoa; Chordata; Lepidosauria; Squamata; Cordylidae. The transcript is spliced from 12 exons.
AGGGAAAUGGUUCUUUGAUAACCCUCCUGUACAGACAGAAAACAAUCAGGAACAGUAAAAAAAUGGUAGAAUUGGAAGAAUGAAUUGGAAGAAAAUGGUAGGAAUUGUAGAAUUCCUUAUGGGACCCUACAUAUUUGGACUGUGAUGAGAAAGACCCCGACUACAGCAGCAUGAGGUUUCUAAGGCAGCACUGUUCAUCUCAUUCUCAUCUUGUCUUUUCAAGAGGUGGUUUCAACUUCAUUUCUUAUGAAGAUACCUAAGGAAAAAAGGAGAAGGGCUUCAGGGCAGCUGUUCAUGUCUAUAAUAGGGAGUCCAUCUUCAUAGGAUGCUUAACUGAAAGGGUUAAACCAAGGCCCAAUGACUGAAGAAAACCAACAAGGGCUGGGAAGAGAAAGGAUUGAGACAGAUACCUAUACAAGAUAUUUUUGACCCUCUCCGCCUCAUUCUCUGAAGAUACAUUUUGAUAUCACCUCUGUCUCCUAGCAUAAUCAUGUUUCAAGGCUUUAAUAGAAGUUGUGAUUGCACAAAAUAUAAAUAUAGACCUAACAGAAGAAGCCUCCUAUCAUCCCCGAGGAAUGCCCCUGAGGAAGUCAGCUGAUCACCAAGCCCAGACUAAAGAUGACAGAGAUCAAUUGCUGCACAGAAAAAGAAACAUGAAGGCCCUCUUGAGUUGGGGCUUGAUUGCAACCAUCUUUGUUCUCACUUCUGCUCGGCGUUUUGACAGUGCAAAGGUGUUUCGUGCGAAGCCGCAUAAUGAACAGGAAGUGAGCUUCAUGAAGCACUUGUUCAGCACCAUGCAGCUCCACUUGUGGUUUCCAGACUCAGCAUUGCAUAUUGUCAGCCAGAGGGUAGUGGAUUUCCAUGUCAGUGCUGAUCAAUCCAAAACUGUCCAGACUCUCAUGGAGCAGAAUUCAAUACAGUAUGAAAUUUUAUUUCAAAACCUUCAAGAUGACAUUGAAAAACAGCUUGACAAUGGCAGGAAUUCUACUGACCAACACAGUUAUACAAAAUAUAAUGAAUGGCACAAGAUCUCUGCAUGGACUGCCAGAAUUGCAGAAGAGAAUCCAAAACUGGUUUCCCGCAUCCAGAUUGGAAACACGUUUGAAAAACGACCCAUUUACCUCCUUAAGGUUGGGAAAGGAAAGGACAGUACAAAGGCCAUCUUCAUUGACUGUGGGGUGCAUGCACGUGAAUGGAUUUCCCCUGCCUUCUGCCAGUGGUUUCUGAAAGAGGCCACCAGGACAUAUGGAAAGAACCAAAAUAUGACAAAUAUGCUGGAUAACCUGAACUUUUAUAUCCUUCCUCUAGCCAAUGUAGAUGGCUAUAUCUGGAGUUGGACUCAGGAUCGUUUGUGGAGGAAGAAUCGUUCCAAUACAUCCCAAAGUGACUGUGUCGGUGUUGACAUCAACAGGAAUUUUGACAUUGCCUGGGGCACUAUUGAUGCUUCUAGUGAUCCAUGUGAAGAAAUAUAUUGUGGAACUUCAGCAGAGUCUGAACAAGAAACGAAAGCAAUUACAGCUUUCAUUCGCAGUCAUCUGUCUUCAAUCAAAGCCUACGUGUCAAUACAUUCCUACUCACAGAUGCUGUUGUACCCUUAUGGCUAUAGAUUUGAGAAGACCCCAAACCAUGAUGAACUGAAUGAAAUUGCAAAGGGAGCAGCCGAAGCUAUAUCCAGCCUGUAUGGUACGGAAUAUACCUAUGGGGCAUCAGCGGUUACAAUCUAUCCUAGCUCUGGUUGUUCCGAUGACUGGGCAUACAAUCAGGGCAUCAAGUAUUCCUUCACUUUUGAACUUCGAGAUAAAGGCAAAUAUGGGUUCCUCCUCCCUGAACAUCAGAUCAAACCAACUUGUGAAGAGAUCAUGCUGGCAGUCAAGUAUCUUGCCAAUUAUAUCCUCAGCCACACUUCAUAAUUUGAACGAGCACUUUCAGAUAUAUUGCAGAGGCUUGGAAAGCAAUAAACCAUGAUGUGUUUACAGAGGAAGAACUCAGUGUGUUAAGACAGUAUUGUUGUUUUAUAAGGAGAAAGAAUUGUUGGAGUAUGUGGUCUGGGCACAGGAUAUUUAAUCCUCUUCCAGUUUUAAGCAUAAUGGCAGCCACGCAGAAAUCCACUAGUUAAUAUCACAUUCCAUUUUGUUAAAGUUUUAGGGAGCAAAAUGUCUAAUAGAAUUUUUGCAGGGAGUCUUUGGUCAAUAUGUCUAUUCUAAGUCUAUGGGUCAAUGAAAUG